ACAGAAUGAGAAAGCGAGCGAUAGAUAGAAAAAAGUGAGAAAAUAUAGCACGAAAGAUAAUAAAUAAUAAAAAAACAGAGCGAAGAAAAUAUUGGUUCGAAUGUCAUCGACAGUAUAUGUUUAGGUUAGAUCAGAUAUGUUAGGUGCUGUGCCACACUGUGGCAGCCACAGAGUCCACAAGUGACAUCAGCUGGUACAAACUGUAGUAGCCGAAUAAUCUACAAUUUUUAAUUGUGGAAAAAUAAUUAUUGUAAAUAAUUUAUUGAAGAAGCAAAAUGGUUGGAGAUAAAUCGGUAGAAUGUCCUCCGACAAGUAACGAGAUAUCUAAGAAAGCCUUGAAAAAGCAGCAAAAAGAGAUGCAGAAAGCAGCAAAAAAGGCAGAAAGAAAAGAUCAAAUUCAGUCCCAGCAAGAAUCUACAGAAGAAGCUGAAGAUGUGUCUGUGGGAAAAUAUAGUCAGAUGAAUAUGAUUCAAAGUAAGGAAAAGUUUGAAGAUAGAAAGUUUACAGCAAUCAAGAAUCUGAAUAAAAAUCUGGAGAAUGAAAUAGUUUGGUUGAGAGGUCGUUUACAUACUAGUCGUGCUAAAGGGAAGCAAUGCUUCAUUGUAUUGAGACAGCAAUCAUAUACAGUGCAGGGAUUAGCUGCUGUGAACGAAAAAAUCAGCAAACAAAUGAUUAAAUUUAUUUCCAACAUCACAAAAGAGUCUAUAAUCGAUGUUAAGGCCAUAGUAAAAUCUGUACCGUCGAAAAUCGAGUCAUGCUCACAAGCAGAUGUAGAAGUUCACAUAGAAGAAGUGUUUGUGAUAAGUGCUGCCAAGCCACAGCUUCCUUUACAGAUAGAAGACGCCGCGAGACCUAUUAGCGAAGCAGAUGAAACUGCAUUGAAUAUUAGAGUGAAUCAAGAUACCAGACUGGAUAACAGAGUGCUAGAUUUGCGUACUCCAGCUAAUCAGGCGAUUUUCAGGGUGGAAGCUGGCGUUUGUAAACUCUUUAGAGACAUUCUGACGAAAAAAGGCUUUAUCGAGAUACACACUCCUAAAAUCAUUUCUGCAGCCAGCGAGGGUGGGGCAAACGUGUUUACAGUGUCUUACUUUAAAAAUAAUGCUUAUCUAGCUCAAUCGCCACAAUUAUACAAGCAGAUGGCUAUUGCUGCUGAUUUUGACAAAGUUUUUACUGUUGGAGCAGUUUUCAGAGCGGAAGAUUCCAAUACGCACAGACAUUUGACAGAAUUUGUAGGCCUUGAUCUGGAAAUGGCCUUUAAAUAUCACUACCACGAAGUGGUAGACACUAUAGGACAAAUGUUCACUGAGCUCUUUAAAGGUUUACGUGAGAUGUAUGCAGAUGAUAUAGCAGCAGUCAGUCAACAGUACCCCGUGGAACCUUUUAAAUUUCUUGAACCAGCUUUGAAAUUAGAGUAUCCAGAAGCGAUUGAAUUGUUAGCGGAAGCGGGCGUAACUCUUGGCGAAGAGGAUGAUCUGUCGACACCAGACGAAAAACUCUUAGGAAAACUCGUUAAAAUUAAAUAUGACACGGACUUUUACAUUUUGGACAAGUAUCCUCUUGCUGUGAGACCUUUUUAUACGAUGCCAGAUCCAAACAAUCCUAAAGCGUCCAACUCGUAUGACAUGUUUAUGCGAGGCGAGGAGAUUAUAUCUGGCGCGCAACGUAUCCACGAUCCAGAUUUUCUGACCGAACGAGCUAAACAUCAUGAAAUCGAUAUCGAGAAAAUCAAGUCAUAUAUCGACGCCUUCAGAUAUGGUUGUCCGCCGCAUGCUGGCGGCGGUAUAGGCAUGGAACGCGUUGUAAUGUUGUAUCUCGGCUUGGACAACAUACGUAAAGUAUCUAUGUUCCCGCGUGACCCUAAACGACUCACUCCUUGAAAUUAAUUGCAAUAUUUCGACUGAUAUUGUUAUAUAUUCGAAAAUAGAAUCUUUUACCUUGAAUACAUGUAUUUUAUAAAUGA
Messenger RNA from Formica exsecta, 1960 nucleotides. It is a transcript of the gene AspRS, whose product is annotated as aspartate--tRNA ligase, cytoplasmic. Gene Ontology annotation, cellular component: cytosol; aminoacyl-tRNA synthetase multienzyme complex; cytoplasm. The transcript is spliced from 12 exons. Gene Ontology annotation, molecular function: RNA binding; aspartate-tRNA ligase activity; ATP binding. Lineage: Eukaryota; Metazoa; Arthropoda; Insecta; Hymenoptera; Formicidae. The record is from RefSeq and is a predicted model, not a curated record. Bases 276 to 1877 code for a protein of 533 amino acids. Gene Ontology annotation, biological process: aspartyl-tRNA aminoacylation.